UCUGUUUCAUAAUAACAGGAACGCAGAAAAAACAUGACGAAAUACACAAAAAUAAAUUCAACAAACUACAAGAAGAACUGACUAAGGAACUCAACAUAAAGCACAACGAUAAUUGGUUUGUCAACAAAACGAACAAAACUUUCCCAGAUGACAUAAAAUGGUUACUCUCCUUAGGAGACAAACACUGCUUACCAACAAGAAGAACACAUUUCCCUUUAUUCAAAUAUAUUGCGGACGCGGAAGAUCUCAUACAAACAAACAAUGACAAAGAACAACAAGAAAUGGGAAGAACAAAAUUAACAAAUAUGCUGGAAACACAUAUGAAUAGAAGCAGAGAGAGCAAUAGAGACAAAUACAUGAUAGGCACAGUGGAAAGAACCCGAAAAUUUCUUAACCAAAAUAAAGACAUAAUAAUACUAAAUGCAGACAAAGGAAACGUGACUGUAGCCAUGAACAAAAAUGAUUACAAAGAAAGAAUGUCCAAUCUGCUCUCAGACAUGAUGACGUAUCAACGUAUCAAUAAGGACCCUACGUCAAACCUUCAAAAGAAAAAUAAUGAUAUCGUUGAAGAACUUUUCAAAAAUAAUAUAAUUUCGACAAUAGAGAAGAAAAGACUCAAAACAGAAAUUGCGAUUGCCCCAAGAAUAUAUGGCUUGCCAAAGAUCCACAAAGACGGCUAUCCAUUAAGACCCAUAUGUUCGUCUAUAAAUUCCCCGUCAAUAAAACUGUGCAAAUACAUAGUAAACAUACUAAAUAAUUUGACGACAAAAUCAGUUUACAACGUAAGGGAUUCUGUGCAAUUUAGGGAUAAGAUAAAGAACCUGACAGUUAAUAAUAAUGAAAAAAUGGUUUCAUUCGACGUGGUCUCACUGUUCCCAAGUAUUCCAGUAGAAUUAGGACUAAAUAUAAUUGAAGAAAGAUGGGAAGAAAUAGAACAAUAUACAAACAUAACCAAAGACAUGUUUCUGAAUAUUGUAAAAUUUUGCAUAAAGGACAACAGAUACUUCAAGUUUGAUGACAAAAUAUACAAACAAAAAGCAGGGCUACCGAUGGGAUCUCCAGCAUCACCCAUAAUUGCAGAUUUGGUUAUGGAAUCACUGCUCAACGAAAGCUUGCAAAGAUUACAAUCAAAACCAAAGAUACUGACGAAAUACGUGGAUGAUUUGUUUUUAAUUAUAAGGGAAGAUGCAAUACAAGAAACGCUGACAGUACUAAAUAGUUUCAACAAAAACAUUAAAUUUACUUUGGAAGAAGAAUGCGACGGAAAAAUCCCAUAUUUGGACACAUUAGUAAUAAGAAAUGCAGAUAAUACGAUAAAUAUAAAUUGGUAUCAAAAACCUACAGCGUCAGGUAGAAUAAUAAAUUACUACUCUAAACACACAAAACGAACAAUUAUCAAUACAGCGAAAAACUUAAUAAAUAGAGUACUAACAAUAAGCGACGAACAAUUUCAUUUCCAAAACAAAUUAAAAAUAAAAGACAUUCUAAUUAAUAAUAACUUCCCAUUACAUAUAACCAAAUCCCUAAUUGAAAAUUAUUAUAAGAAUAAACAUUCAAGUCGAGAUUCGCAGAAAACAGACCCGCCGAAGAUAUACAAAUCCCUGAUAUAUUUACCGAAUAUAUCAGAAAGAUUGGAAAAGUCAGAAAUAUAUGACAAAAAUAAAUACACAAUAGCACAUAGCUCACAUAACACAACAAAAUCUUUAUUCACAAACAUGAAAAGUAAAAUACCAAAAAUGGACAAACAUAAUGUAGUUUACAAAAUUGAAUGUGGUGGUAACAAGGAAGAAAGUUGCGGAAAACACUACGUUGGCACAACAAAAAACAAACUAAAAACUAGGAUGUCAGCACACAAAUCAGACAUCAAAUUAAGAAACAAUAAUUCGAUACAAAAAACAGCGUUAGCCGAACACUGUAAACAGUACAACCAUACACCCAAGAUCGAUGACGUGAGAGUGUUACAAACGGAACAUCACUACAACAAGAGACUAACGAUAGAGAUGCUUCACAUCAAUAGUUUAUCAACAACAAAGAGAAUAAACAGCAAAGCAGACACGGACAACACAGCUUACUGCUACAGGCAUUUAACAAAAAGAGAUCGUGCAAUAUGCAAAUAAUUAUCAGUGCAAUAGUAACACUUGACGGUAGUAGUCACACUACGCUAGUUUUAAGUUUAUUAUUUUAAUUAUUUGCAAGUAAGCGUUUUUUUACAUGUUUAUGUCCUGUGCUGUGAUAAUGUUAAUAUGUUGUAUGUUUUGUUAUUUAAUUUGUAGAUCACCCUGAAGAUGAAACUCAAAGAGCUUCGAAAUAUUGGAAAAAGAAAAAUAAAUAAUUAAAAAACCAAAAAGUUUGACCUCAAGCUCAAAUAAUUGUUUUUAUUAACUAUCGAAAAAGGUCGAAAAACCAGAGAAAAUGUUUAUAACAAACGGAGAGCCCGCCGAAAUCAAAAACAAAAUGAUCUACAAACAACUAAAAACUGACAACAAAGUACGAUACAACAUAAACAAACACAAGAAUGUAAAAGUUAGGGUAACAAAAAUUAAAUCGUCCAUAACCUUUCUCAUUCGUUGCCGCAAUAUGGGAAUUAUCCCCAAGUUCAUCAAAAACUCCAUCAAAAAUGUACAUAGAAUUUUUAUCGCAAGUUACCACAAUCACCACAUUCAAUCUACAUUAAAAUCAUACAUAGAAAAUUUUGAAGGUAAAAUAUUAAACUUAGUUAUAAAACAAAAACACGAAGAAUUGAAAUACAAUAACAAAAUUUUAAGUGACAUAGAAAACAAGUUAAACGAUAAUCUUUCACACGAAGAAAGACAACAAUUUCAGUUUAACGAAAAUAUCAUAAUAACAGGAACGCAGAAAAAACAUGACGAAAUACACAAAAAUAAAUUCAACAAACUACAAGAAGAACUGACUAAGGAACUCAACAUAAAGCACAACGAUAAUUGGUUUGUCAACAAAACGAACAAAACUUUCCCAGAUGACAUAAAAUGGUUACUCUCCUUAGGAGACAAACACUGCUUACCAACAAGAAGAACACAUUUCCCUUUAUUCAAAUAUAUUGCGGACGCGGAAGAUCUCAUACAAACAAACAAUGACAAAGAACAACAAGAAAUGGGAAGAACAAAAUUAACAAAUAUGCUGGAAACACAUAUGAAUAGAAGCAGAGAGAGCAAUAGAGACAAAUACAUGAUAGGCACAGUGGAAAGAACCCGAAAAUUUCUUAACCAAAAUAAAGACAUAAUAAUACUAAAUGCAGACAAAGGAAACGUGACUGUAGCCAUGAACAAAAAUGAUUACAAAGAAAGAAUGUCCAAUCUGCUCUCAGACAUGAUGACGUAUCAACGUAUCAAUAAGGACCCUACGUCAAACCUUCAAAAGAAAAAUAAUGAUAUCGUUGAAGAACUUUUCAAAAAUAAUAUAAUUUCGACAAUAGAGAAGAAAAGACUCAAAACAGAAAUUGCGAUUGCCCCAAGAAUAUAUGGCUUGCCAAAGAUCCACAAAGACGGCUAUCCAUUAAGACCCAUAUGUUCGUCUAUAAAUUCCCCGUCAAUAAAACUGUGCAAAUACAUAGUAAACAUACUAAAUAAUUUGACGACAAAAUCAGUUUACAACGUAAGGGAUUCUGUGCAAUUUAGGGAUAAGAUAAAGAACCUGACAGUUAAUAAUAAUGAAAAAAUGGUUUCAUUCGACGUGGUCUCACUGUUCCCAAGUAUUCCAGUAGAAUUAGGACUAAAUAUAAUUGAAGAAAGAUGGGAAGAAAUAGAACAAUAUACAAACAUAACCAAAGACAUGUUUCUGAAUAUUGUAAAAUUUUGCAUAAAGGACAACAGAUACUUCAAGUUUGAUGACAAAAUAUACAAACAAAAAGCAGGGCUACCGAUGGGAUCUCCAGCAUCACCCAUAAUUGCAGAUUUGGUUAUGGAAUCACUGCUCAACGAAAGCUUGCAAAGAUUACAAUCAAAACCAAAGAUACUGACGAAAUACGUGGAUGAUUUGUUUUUAAUUAUAAGGGAAGAUGCAAUACAAGAAACGCUGACAGUACUAAAUAGUUUCAACAAAAACAUUAAAUUUACUUUGGAAGAAGAAUGCGACGGAAAAAUCCCAUAUUUGGACACAUUAGUAAUAAGAAAUGCAGAUAAUACGAUAAAUAUAAAUUGGUAUCAAAAACCUACAGCGUCAGGUAGAAUAAUAAAUUACUACUCUAAACACACAAAACGAACAAUUAUCAAUACAGCGAAAAACUUAAUAAAUAGAGUACUAACAAUAAGCGACGAACAAUUUCAUUUCCAAAACAAAUUAAAAAUAAAAGACAUUCUAAUUAAUAAUAACUUCCCAUUACAUAUAACCAAAUCCCUAAUUGAAAAUUAUUAUAAGAAUAAACAUUCAAGUCGAGAUUCGCAGAAAACAGACCCGCCGAAGAUAUACAAAUCCCUGAUAUAUUUACCGAAUAUAUCAGAAAGAUUGGAAAAGUCAGAAAUAUAUGACAAAAAUAAAUACACAAUAGCACAUAGCUCACAUAACACAACAAAAUCUUUAUUCACAAACAUGAAAAGUAAAAUACCAAAAAUGGACAAACAUAAUGUAGUUUACAAAAUUGAAUGUGGUGGUAACAAGGAAGAAAGUUGCGGAAAACACUACGUUGGCACAACAAAAAACAAACUAAAAACUAGGAUGUCAGCACACAAAUCAGACAUCAAAUUAAGAAACAAUAAUUCGAUACAAAAAACAGCGUUAGCCGAACACUGUAAACAGUACAACCAUACACCCAAGAUCGAUGACGUGAGAGUGUUACAAACGGAACAUCACUACAACAAGAGACUAACGAUAGAGAUGCUUCACAUCAAUAGUUUAUCAACAACAAAGAGAAUAAACAGCAAAGCAGACACGGACAACACAGCUUACUGCUACAGGCAUUUAACAAAAAGAGAUCGUGCAAUAUGCAAAUAAUUAUCAGUGCAAUAGUAACACUUGACGGUAGUAGUCACACUACGCUAGUUUUAAGUUUAUUAUUUUAAUUAUUUGCAAAUCACCCUGAAGAUGAAACUCAAAGAGCUUCGAAAUAUUGGAAAAAGAAAAAUAAAUAAUUAAAAAACCAAAAAGUUUGACCUCAAGCUCAAAUAAUUGUUUUUA
Musca domestica (house fly) is the source of this 5130-nucleotide messenger RNA. RefSeq lists its product as uncharacterized. The transcript is spliced from 2 exons. The record is from RefSeq and is a predicted model, not a curated record. NCBI's taxonomy places the organism in Eukaryota, Metazoa, Arthropoda, Insecta, Diptera, Muscidae. The coding region runs from base 2413 to 4947 and encodes 844 amino acids.